Molecule: messenger RNA, 2061 nt
Organism: Melampsora larici-populina 98AG31
Lineage: Eukaryota; Fungi; Basidiomycota; Pucciniomycetes; Pucciniales; Melampsoraceae
Exons: 4
Coding region: 1-2061 (686 amino acids)
Source: RefSeq, a predicted model, not a curated record
AUGGCCUUGAUGUGUAAUUGGCCUACAUUUCUUUCAGCUAUGAGCCGUUGGGAUUUGUCUAACACAAUAGGUCAUCCUGUUGCAAUCACGGAGAGCCAUGCAAAACCGUGGGCUGACUUGACAGGACCGGGUCCGUAUGAUUCGGCACUACGGCAACAGGAGUUUUCUCGAGCGGAAAGAAUUCAUACAUUUGGCAUACCGAUUGACACGCCCGAAGCGGCGACUGCAUCCACCAACAAGAUUCACACUGCGUCUACUGGUCCCAUCACACCAAUUGAUGAUCUUUACACCGAUGCUCACGGAAAGAGUUCUCCCUGGCCAGUGGAUACAGAUCUCUUCGAUACGCGCGGCGGACUCGUGCUCGAUCGUUUGAGCGGAGUGAAGAGUCGAGAACAACAAUCAAUACAUCAGGAGGUAGAGGAAGCAACACAGUUGGAUGUUUUGCAUUCAAGGUUUCACAUGGAACCUCCUAAUUGGCUUGAAGUGCAUCUCUUUGAUGCUCCUUCCUCGGACGCCCACAUGGAAAACCUUGGGGAAGGGACAUGGGAACCCCUCGAAGGCCAGCUCCAGAGCCCAGGAUAUUACAGCGAAUUGACCAAUGUCUUAAGCCAGAUUCCAUCGAUCAAGGGAGAUCCGCCGUCGUGGCUCGACCUGCUCAGGGCAGACGACUCCAAUGGAGGUCUGCACAAUGAUGGCUUUCCAUCAAAAAGUUCCUACGAUAGCAUCACAGGGCUUAGGAGUCACUCAGAAGUGCACAAUGAUUACACUCAUGACCCUUUGUCAUUUUUCAAUAUACCUCACAUUCCGUUCUCACGAUCAUUAUCAGGCAAUCAUAUUCCUGCCGAGCAUGCAUUGGAAGCUCCAGACAAUAAUUUUGCUCCUAUGCUGCGACACAGCGAGAGAGUUGAUACCUCUUUUGACUCUCAAAUGGUCAACACCGAACCCAAACCAAUUUCGCGCAGCGCUCCAUCGCAAGAUCCUUCUUCUCCUACCAUUUCUUCUGUCGCAAACGGAAGACAGCCUCUUGAAGCUCUUGGACAUGCUUUCAAUCAUCUCGCCUAUGGACUACCUCGAGGCACAGAGCCUAUAUCACAUAUUUCAGAGGCAAAGGUGUCAGACUCGUCUACAAACUCUCAUUACUCAUCCAUAGGUACUGAAAUCCAUACCUCGGAUUCACCAACUCCCCCGAAUGGGAAGCCCUUGCGGUUACAAUCCAACCCCUCUGCAACUUCAUUGCUCUCCUCUAAAAGAAACUUUAACUCAAAACUCAAACCGCAUGGAAAUGAAGGGCGUAUAUCUCAUGAUCCAGUAUUAGAUCAUCAAACAAAAAUUAAAGCUAUACAAAAAUAUUACGGAAAAGCUUGGUAUCGAGAAAUCUUGAAAAAGAAGGCAUUAUUGGACAACUCUGAAGAUAACCUUGGUCAGGAAUUUCUAUCAAAUCCCGAUCAUCAACCAAUUUCACCUAGAGAAUUGAUUGAUUCUACGUAUCAGCCUAAAAUUCUUGAAUUUAUAAACUCAUUCUCACAAGAUCGUAUCCAUGAGCUUGAUUCACCGUUUCUCAAAGAAAACAUGGGUAUAGCUUUGGAUAAUUACUUGGAAAUCUUAACCAUCUGUUCUGAAGUUGUUUGGUCUCUUGGUUUAAAUACAAAGAUGGAAGACGAUGUUCGUGAUGGUUACGAGUGGAUAAUGGAUGAAUUAGCUAGACUUCCACAAAGGCAAUCCGAGGGAUCAACAAAUGAUGGAGACAGGCAUCCAUCUGAAACACCAAUUCCAGAUACGAAUGAUUUUGCAAAAACGUUUGAUAGUCUUUCUGUAUAUGAUGGUACUGUAUUUUGGUUAUCUUAUAGAGUACUUGAAAGAAAACGGGAAAGAGUGGGAGCUAAGUAUGUCUUAGAAUUUAUGUGUCAAAAACGAAGCCAUUGGAUCAAAUAUCUAACUCCUCACACCGCUAACAAAUUAUAUGUCAAAACUUUAUUGAUGUUAUCAAAAAGGAUUUAUUUUCAUUUCAUUUCUCAUGUUUGCUAUGGCACAGUUCCCGAGUCUUACUGCGAGAUCAUUUAA